This is a messenger RNA of Loa loa (African eye worm), 791 nucleotides long. RefSeq lists its product as hypothetical. The record is from RefSeq and is a predicted model, not a curated record. The transcript is spliced from 3 exons. The coding region runs from base 33 to 791 and encodes 252 amino acids. Lineage: Eukaryota; Metazoa; Nematoda; Chromadorea; Rhabditida; Onchocercidae.
AAACAAUUAACCGGAAAACAUUAUAUGUUUUAAUGAUUCAAUCGAUUGAUUUCCAUAUUUCGGUACCAACUAAUGAACAACAACUUUCACUCAGUGAUUUCAUCCUUCAUUGCUUACCAAAUACAAUGCGUAAAAUUAAACUUGAAAAAUGUCAAAAUAUUACCGCUGAAGGCGUUUGUGAUUAUGUUGAGCGUUACUUUAACAGUAAUGAGAGUAUUGUUAAAGCACAUCAACAAUAUCAUCGUUCAACGGAAAUGGUUUUCCGGCAAUGUAAACAUUUAACAACUGCAGCAUUUGAGAAAGCUGCUCAAAAUCGUCAUAUCCGUAUUGAUGGACAGGAUCCGGAUGGUGAAUAUAUUAUGAAUUGGGUGAAACGACGACAAUAUCAUUUACGGCAUACCAAUCAUAAAAAGUUAAUUGCUAUUGAAAUUGAUAGUCAUCAGUUGAUUACACGUAGUGGACAUUCAUCACCGGCAACAAUUGAAGAAUUCAAUAAUCGGAAUUCGAUUCAUACCGUACCAUUCUUAAGUAUUUCUCAUUUACAUUCAUCUGCUGCUCUUGCUGCUGAACAAAUUCUUACACCAGCUAUCAAUUCGAUUCGAAUGGCCCGAAAAUUGAACCGUAAACAGGAAUGUGUUAUGAUGAUAAAAACGGAUAAGCGUUAUUCAAAAAUAUAUGAUGAUGAAUCAUCCGUUUUCCUACAACCAAUCAUUAAAACAGCUAGUAUUAUUCGUCGUUUAAGUUAUACAAAUAAUCAAAUAUUCAAUGAUCGUUUUUCAUUUCCACGAUAA